CACUGACCUCUGCCUCUGUCUGGAAAUGAAUACACAUACUUUGGCAGAUGUGUCAGCUCACAGUUUAAGUGUUAAACAAUAGGAAAGUAACAUGAAAGAAUACAUGUAUUUGAAAACGUCAGCAUGAGUUAUUGGAUGCUUUUACAGUCAUGUUAGUGGUGUGGCCGCAGGGUCCUACAAACUGAUCAUCUCUUGAUUUUUUCUCCUUUUGUGAGGUUGUUUUAGUUUUUUAGUGAAAAUGUCACAACAACUUUUACACCGAUUGCAAUGAAAUUUGGUACAGGCAGUCGACUGUAUAAAAUGUGGAUGGACCCAAGGGUACCUUAAACCUGCAUUGUUCAUUAUAUCCAGCAGGGGGGGAAAUCAUUUUCUCUCAAAAAGAAGUGUGAUUGCAUGUCAGCUUAUGAGACUUCUCACCUGAGUUUAUGGUCUCAGUUGCUAGUUUCAAGUUUCCACUUCCAAGUUAUGGUCAAUAGGUCUAGCUCGACAAUAAAGCAGGGUAUGCUUUAAUAUAAAUCCACCCUCUUUUUCAAAUGUGGUCACUUCUGGCUCAAAAAACAAAAACAAAAACAAAAAAAAACAAGUUGGCAUCAUCAAAACGGCCUCACAGAGCUGUUAACAUGACUUUAGACUCUCAGGCCAGAAACAUGGACCGUGCAAUUACGAACGCAGAUGCUUCAAAUGAUGCAAGAUUGAUUUUGCACGUCGUUGCUUUCCGGAAUGCGUCACCCGAAUAAUUGUGACACAACGCAAUCGGGACACAACGCGAUCGUGAGCUGCAGUCUGGAACAAAAGAUGGCUGACCCGAUCUGUUUGAUUCAACCUCCAUCCCAAACAACCAUGGCUGACCAGUCAGAUGAAGCUCCAGCUCAACAUCUUUGCAUUCAUCGGAAUAUUUAAGGCACCUCGUCACGUCCUCUCUCUUCUCCUUGCCUUGUUCUUUUCCUCUCCCUUCUCUGCAGUAGGUAAAGCAAUACACGUUCCUCCACAGAAACGAUGUCCGUAAACUGCUGUUGUCACGGUAACUAUCUGAUUAGCUCUAUAUUGCCCCUUUGCCUCACAAGUGUAACCUCUACCUGUGUGUAAGAGCGCUUGUUGAGUAUGCUAUUUGAAGAAGCGUGUUUGUGCCAGCUGGCUCGAGCGCUGUCAUUUCAGUUUGAAUACUUACAUGGACCAUGUUUCUGCCUUAACACUUGUUCUAUCAUCAGACAGACCUUUAUGAAAGACCUCCACACUGGCAGCGGGAGAGCGCUCAGCUGAUCUGAUCCAUGGUGGUUCCUAAAUCACAACUAAUCAACUCUGCAGAUAAAGAGACCAAACAAUCAAAGGACUUGACUCUUUGAUCACACAAACUGUGUGUGUCCACAGUAUUUCAGCUUUUCUGGAUCGUUGCCUCAGCUGGACCAUGAUCUCUUGCUGGAGUUUUUACACUCUGAGAUAACAUCUUCCGUGCUGAGUGUUUCAGAGACGGACUAUUGGGCCACACAGAAACACGCUGAUGGCGAUGGUUAGAGUUCAGAGGGGUUUACCGUGUCGUAGGGUCGGACACGCCCACAGCGUUGGGAUCUAUAUAGCAGUGUCCUCUGUGCUUAUGUCCUCACUUUAUGGAGGCAAGUGACCAGAAACAGCAUGUCGUCCAUUAGCAAGCAGCUGUCCGUCAUCGGCUGCUCAGGCAGGAAGCAGCUUUCCUCCUCCACCGAGAACAGACUGGUCCUGCUGGGGAAAACUGGCAGCGGGAAAAGCUCCACCGCCAACUCCAUCUUGGGCCGUAAGGUCUUCGACAUCCGGGUUAGCAGCUCCUCCGUCACCCAGCGCUGUCGCAGGGCCUGCGGAGAGUUUCGCGGGCGACGCCUGACGCUCCUGGACACUCCGGGGCUGCUGGACACUCACCAGACUCCACAGGAGGUGCAGAGGGAGUUGAGGAGGAGCGUGAGCCUCCUCUACCCUGGGCCCCAUGUGUUCCUUCUUAUUGUGCAGAUUGGGAGGUUCACUCAGGAAGAGAGGGAGGUUCUGCGGCAGAUCAAACAGUCAAUGGGUUCCCACGCUUUGAAUUUCUCUGUGGUGGUUUUCACCCAUGGAGAUCUGCUGGAAGAAGGACAAUCUGCAAAGCACUGCCUGAUAGAGGGGUGCAAGGAUCUGGCCGAGCUGGUGGCCGCAUGCGGGGACAGGUACUGCGUCUUCAACAACCAAAGCUCCAAGAACAAGGAGCAGGUGUCCGAGCUGUUCGCCAUAGUGGACACCAUGAUGCAGGGGAACGGAGGGAGCUGCUACAGCUGCAAGAUGAUGCAGAAAGCUGAGGAUGAUCUGGCCCAGGAGCUGAUGUUGGAGAGGAAGCUGCUCGAGGAGAAGGAGGAGCUGUUUAAAAUCAAGCUGGAGACCGCGAUCAAAGAGUCGCACGAGAAGGAGUUGGAGAUGGUUCAGCAGAAGAGCAAGAGGGAGAUGGAGGAGCUUGAGAAAAAACACAAGCUGGAGAGGGAGAAGGAGGUGGAACUGGCGAGAGAUCGGGAGCAGGCCUUCAUACGAGGGAUGGAGGAGAACGAAAGGAGGGAGAGGGAGAGGAAGAUACAGGAGAUUGUGAGAGUGAUGGGGAUACGCAGAGAGGAGGAGUUGAAGAGGGAAGCUCUUCAAGAAAAGCUUGACCAAGCCACUAAAAUGCUGGAGGAGCAGAUUGAGCGGGAGCAGCAAGCAAGGAGAGAGAUGGAGGAGAAAAUCCAAAAGGAUUGUGAGGAAAAUGAGAAGAAGGAAAGAGAAAGGGAAAAUCAGCAACUACAGCAAGAGCAGGCCAUCCGGCAGAGGGAGGAGAUGAAGAGGGACGCCCUGCAGAAGGAGCUGGUCAAACUCACCCACAGCUUGGAGGAGCUGAGCACGAGGGAGGAGGACAGGAAAAGGCAAAUGGAUGACCUGCUCAGACGCGAGAGGGAGGAGAACCAGAAAGAAAGGGACAUACAGUUGGAGAAACAGAGGGCGGAGAAAAUGAGAAUUGCGGCCCUCCAGCAGGAGCUGAGGCUCGUCAAAAUGAAAAUCGAGCAGCAAAAAACGAGCGAGGAGAACCUGAAGAGGCAGCUGAAGGAGAGCCUGCGAGGGGAGAAGGAGAGGUGUGAUAGAGAAAUGUCCGAGCUGAAGAAGCAGUGCGACGAGAGGUGUCCGGAGCUGUGUGAGGAGAGAAAGAAGACGCCUGCGGAGGGGUGCAGCACAGUGGCAGGUCUGACUGGAUACGCACAGGAAAUGGGACUGUUGGGACUGAACGCAGCUUUAGAGAUGGUUGGAGCUCCCUGCUGUAUACAGUAACAGCAUGGAGACUACCUCAGUGUAUUAACUACAUGUCAGGGAAAACGUGCUUUUUAUAACUGUAUAUUUUUCAUGCAUGUGUGCUAUAUUAUUAUUAAUUAUUCAGGAAUGUGGAGGUGCAAUAUGUUGUGAUUUUUUUUUAUUUGGUAUUAUUUGUUUCAACCAUUAACUCACCGUAAGGAAAAGAAAGGGCAUCCAUGCCCAUGUGAGAGCUCACUCAUCUCAUUUCAACAAAUGGUUUUAAUUCCAGUGUGUCCUAAAUCAGCAAAUGCACAAAAAUAGUACAAAAAUCUCAAAAAUGAUGGAGUUAAUCUGAUUAUCAACUCCCCGCCCUCUGCUUGGGACUGUCUGUCUCUGUCUCCAUCAUCUAAAUCUGUGUUCAAAACAAACGCCCUGUUGCCAUUAAUAAAGACCAAACAUUGCUUGAGUGCUGUUUCAGUGUUCCUCACCGACGCUCCGGCUUCAGCUGGGCCAUCUGGUU
Molecule: messenger RNA, 3769 nt
Organism: Acanthopagrus latus (yellowfin seabream)
Lineage: Eukaryota; Metazoa; Chordata; Actinopteri; Spariformes; Sparidae
Product: immune-associated nucleotide-binding protein 9-like
Exons: 2
Coding region: 1630-3288 (552 amino acids)
Molecular function (GO): GTP binding
Source: RefSeq, a predicted model, not a curated record